AUGAUAUUAUUUGGCAGCCUCCGUCGCUGGCAGCCAAGAGUUGUCGUUGACAUUGCGCAACGCUGUGCGAACAGCACCUUGUCCAGCGCCAAAGCCGAUAAUGAAGUCAGUGCGACUGUGAAGCGAAUUCGGCAGGAACUGGCCCAGGAUAAACAAGAAUUGAGCUGGCGGACGCCAAUUGGUGAUCGGCCGGAGGAUUGGAAUAGCAAACUGAAACUAUUCUCGAACUCAGAGCAAACAUCCGAUUUUAUUGUGAUGAUGCAACGACCCAUCGAUCUGAGCCCCACCAACAUGAAGCAAUGGUGGACAAAGCGGCAGGAGCGCAUCGAGCGCCACAUGCAGCAGUUUAUACCCGAACGCCACAAGAUUCUGGGGCCCGAGUUGGCAGCAGCCCAUUUUGUUUUGUAUCGAGGCGGUGCGGCAAAGUUCUUGAAUGAUCAGCGAUGGCAUCGCGCCUCCACCGAUGGUGAAUUCAAUCUGCCCAACAAAUUUCAACCCGGCUACAAGCUGGAGGCGUUGCGCUGUGACAAUAUGACGCUUUACUACGAGGGUCUGGAGAAUUUGCGUUGCUUGGAGCACCUAAAAUUCUUGUCGUUUCACAAUGUGGGCACCUUUGACGAUUGGUGUCUGGAUCGUGUUGCUGGCGGCGACUAUCCGCACCUUGAGGUGCUGGACGUGUCGGGCACGGCAAUAACAGAAAAAGGACUCGCCUGCCUCCAUCGACUGCCUCGGUUAAAGCUUCUGAUUAUUGACGAUCCCAAGCAGACGCUCGAAAUGGAAUUGGCCACCUCCAUGCUGGAGUUGGCUAUGGCGUCGCUCAAAGUGAUGGCAGCAGAUAGCAUACAUUAAGUUUUGUCGAGACAUAUAUGAUUUUAUCAAACUAUUUAUAAAAAUAUCACAAUUA
Molecule: messenger RNA, 904 nt
Organism: Drosophila grimshawi
Lineage: Eukaryota; Metazoa; Arthropoda; Insecta; Diptera; Drosophilidae
Product: distal membrane-arm assembly complex protein 2
Exons: 1
Coding region: 1-849 (282 amino acids)
Source: RefSeq, a predicted model, not a curated record